AUGGCGGAUGCGCUGGUCCUCGCGUGCCACCUCGCCCUCGCAUUCUCCCUCCUCGCCGCCUCCCUCUCCCACCUCCUCGUCGCCGCCGUCUCCCACCUCUCCCCGUCCUCCCUCCACCACCGCCUCCUCCGCCUGCUCCGCCACCCGCUCCUCCGCCUCCUCCCGCCGCUCCUCGCGCUCCCGUUCGCCUUCCUCCCGCUGCACGCGCUCGCCGUCGCGCGCCUCCUCCUCCUCGCCGCCGCCUCGGCCUCCCUCGCCUCGUCGCUCUCCGCCCAUGCGGCGAGGGGCGCAGUGGCCGCCGGCGCCCACCUCGUCGCCGAGGCGGGGCUCGCCUGCGCGGGCGCCGUGGGCGGGCUCUGGGCGGCGCAGACCGGGCUCAGCCUCUACGUCGACGCGUGCGUGCCCGCGGGGUGCCACCGCCUCUUGGACGCCGGCGGCGCCCAGGCGCCCGCCACGCGGUGCGAGGUCGAGGAGGCCAGGCUCAGGGCCGUCGCCGUCAUGGACCUCGCCCUGUCCGUGCACUGCGUCGUCGUGGCCGCCGUCGCGGCCGGGGUGCUGCUGGGGGUGGCGAGGUGGUUCGGGGUUGACAGCAGCGCCGGCUUGGGGAGGCGGCAUAAUGGAUCGUCGUACGAUGCGUUGCCCACGGUGGCGUCGGCUGGCACCAUGGCAGAGAUGGAGCAUUUGCAGGGUAAGGGUAUUGUCGGCAAGAGCGUGGCGCAGGAGUGA
This is a messenger RNA of Panicum hallii, 726 nucleotides long. RefSeq lists its product as uncharacterized. The record is from RefSeq and is a predicted model, not a curated record. NCBI's taxonomy places the organism in Eukaryota, Viridiplantae, Streptophyta, Magnoliopsida, Poales, Poaceae. Bases 1 to 726 code for a protein of 241 amino acids. The transcript is spliced from 2 exons.